This is a messenger RNA of Echinostoma caproni, 1113 nucleotides long. NCBI's taxonomy places the organism in Eukaryota, Metazoa, Platyhelminthes, Trematoda, Plagiorchiida, Echinostomatidae. The record is from the annotation of a GenBank genome assembly.
UUGAAUCAGGUCAGAAACACAUAUGCAUCACUCAACGCCUGUUUGCGAUGGCUUGAUGCUAGUCCCACAUGUACAAACGGUUACUUUCUUUCACACCACAUUUGGAUUGAUUGGUUUACUCUCUGGUCUAUAUCCCUGUCUGUUUUCAUCUUUCAGGGAUGUCGUUCAGUCGAAGAAUUCGAAUGUUUAAACCGUAUUGAAGAAGGAACUUACGGUGUGGUCUAUCGUGCUCGGGACAAAAAGAGUAAUGAAAUUGUUGCCCUGAAACGUCUGAAAAUGGAAAAGGAACGAGAUGGGUUCCCAAUCACGUCAUUAAGGGAGAUCAAUACACUGAUGAAAGCUCAACACGAAAACAUAGUCACAGUCCGCGAGAUCGUAGUUGGGAGUAAUAUGGAUAAAAUCUACUUGGUGAUGGAAUAUGUCGAGCACGAUCUGAAAUCUUUGAUGGAGAUCAUGAACGGCCCUUUUAGUGUUGGCGAAGUCAAAUGCUUACUGUUGCAGUUGCUUCGGGCUGUUCGUCAUCUACACGAUAACUGGAUUCUUCACCGGGAUCUCAAAACUUCUAAUCUGUUACUGAGCCAUCAAGGCAUUCUAAAGGUCGGGGACUUCGGUCUGGCUCGGGAGUAUGGUUCUCCCUUGAAACAUUACACUGAAGUUGUCGUCACUUUGUGGUAUCGUGCUCCGGAACUGCUUUUAGGUGUCAAACAGUACACUUGUCCGAUCGAUAUGUGGUCUGUCGGUUGCAUCUUUGCCGAAUUUCUCCUUCAGCGUCCUCUCUUCCCAGGCAAAGGUGAAGUGGAUGAAUUGAAUAUAAUCUUUCGCGAUUUGGGCACACCUACAGAGCGGAUAUGGCCUGGUGUGUCCCAGUUGCCGGGUAUGAAAAAAUGUGUUUUCACGGAUUAUCCGUACAACCAACUACGUCGCCGUUUUACCGAAAAGCAAAUCUCCGAUCAGGGUUUCGACCUCCUAAACAGGUUUGUUUGUUUACUGAGAUUUUCGAAGUUUGUUUGGUUUUAUGAGUUUCCAUGUAAGUCAUUUGUAUCGAUAUCAGAAACACCAGUGAGAUUCAAACCAAUUCAAAACUCGCCACCGCCACCAAGCUUUUGGUUGUAG